Molecule: messenger RNA, 2540 nt
Organism: Delphinapterus leucas (beluga whale)
Lineage: Eukaryota; Metazoa; Chordata; Mammalia; Artiodactyla; Monodontidae
Gene: CD99
Product: CD99 molecule (Xg blood group)
Biological process (GO): homotypic cell-cell adhesion; positive regulation of neutrophil extravasation; T cell extravasation
Cellular component (GO): plasma membrane
Source: RefSeq, a predicted model, not a curated record
UCCCGCCGCCGCCGUCCGCGCGCCACUCCCGGGACAGACACUGUGCGUCGUGGGGCGCACCAUGGCGCGCCGGGCGGCCCUCGCGCUGCUGCUGUUCGGCCUGCUUGGCACCCAGGUGCCCACCCGGGGCCAAGAUUUUGAUUUAUCGCAUGCCCUUGAUGACAAGAAAUCCACUCCGGCCCCACCAAAAAAAGCCACCGAUGAUAACUUCAAUUUAGAAGACGCCCUUGGUGGAGGGAACAAUGACCCAGUGACACCCGAAGCACCCAAGCCAAAACCUAAUCCAAACCCCAACCAGCCCGGCUCUUCUGGUGGCUUUUCGGAUUCGGACCUUACUGAUGGGACUUCAGAUGGAGGAGGCGGUGAUGGCGGCAACCAGAGGCCUGGAGGGGCGGAGCAGGCCGACUCCCCGGGGGUGGUCCCUGGGAUCAUCGGUGCCGUCGCAGUCGCCGUGGCCGGGGCCAUCUCCAGCUUCAUCGCCUACCAGAAGAAGAAGCUGUGCUUCAGAGAGAACGCUGACCAAGGCGAGAUGAACAUGGAGAACCAUCAGGGCACCAACGCCGAGCCACCCGUUCAACAGACCCUUCUGGAGAAAUAGGAGGUCGGCAGCCAAGUGAUUCAUAGCAGGAUCUCGAGCUGGCCUGCUGAGCCUCUCCAAAGAUUGCCUGCAGGGACAGAGCGGCCCCGCCAGAAACAAGCCCCGGCUUGUCUGUGCCUUUGCUCAACUUGGGAUUCCUAGUUUGAAUCUUGAGGUGUGUCACCACCGUGCUGGGUGGGUGAGAUUGACUUGUGAUGAGUUUUGCCUCCAGAGGGGAAUUACACUCACCUUCUCCACGGCCCUGAGGGGUUUCCCGUGUGCUGUGAAAGGCUGACCGACCAAGUCCUCGUCAUUCAACCCCACUGAAGUUCCCCAAACAGAAACUCCACGCUGUUUACAAAUUGCCUGUAGAUUGAAUGCAUCUGAACCUCUGCCAACAUUGACCUUUUUAUAGAGUGAGGUAAGCCUUCAGCUGGUUUCCUCAAAAGUUCUUCCAUUUACUAGGAUUUUUUUUUUUUUGCCCACACCAAACUAAUAAAAAGAAAUUAGAAACCAAGUACUUUUUACUUAAUGUUUUGCCAUGGGGUGACUUUUAAAAAAGGUUGUGAAACUAGUGGGAUGGAUCCCCUGUUCCCUUCUCUGGGGCUGUAAGACAGACGAUCACGCUAAGUGCUCGCUCUUUAUAACAUCUUGCAAUGAACGGAAUGCCUACUCUUCUCCCGGUAACAAACGAUGACUUCUCCACCUUUAGAAGCAUUUCCCCCGUUUAGGACAGCGCACGCACUGCACAGCGCCCAGAAUGCUUGCUUUUAUACAGAAGGGCUUUGCGUGGACUUUUGUGUUCAUCUCGGGAAGUGCAGAAGCCCUGGUGUUGCAGAUGGGCUGGACCCCACCCAUAGACUACCCUCCACGGAAAUAUUAGUUUCCAGUGGCACAGGCUUGCCUCGUCUAAAGCUCUUAGGAUAGUAACCCAGAGCAGUGGCGGUUUCCUGGGAAGACUUCCUUUUGUCACGGAUGAUGGUGUAAAGAACUGUUGUGUGUUUCACAUCAGCCUCUCCAGGUUCAAAGGUAUGACGUUAGCACACCUGUGUGGGCUGCCUCCACAAGUCACCUAACUUGGGAGAGGGCUGCUGUGAGUAUCAGUCAUGAAUGCUGGGUCUUUCUCACUUCUGAAGCUCAGAAACUCUGCCAGUAGUUUGAGGGGUAGGCAUCUGAGCCACCCCCUGCUGUUGAGGACUCAACCCCUCUCCACGCCCGUAUCCUUUCUGUGACCUCUCCUCACUGCGUUAUCUAAAAGCGUUUGGAGUUUCUUUCUCAAGGUAUUGCUGGAGACCGUCGUCUGGCUCUUUAACUUGUUGUAUCUCUGACACUAUGAUAACUUUUGAGUAUAUGAAAUGGUGUGAAAAAAAAAAAAGAAAAGGAUUGGCUAUUUAUCAUAUCCAUUCAUUGCUGCAUUCAACAAAUACCUAUGACCUGGUGUGCACAGUGGUGAACAUGACAUUCAGGAUUCUACAGGAUGGAACACAAAUAAAUGACAUCCAUCCAUGGAUGGGGUCGGCCAGUUGUCAAGAGCUGAGGGCCAGGUUGGUCAAUAUGCUUGGGUUCCCUUGCUAACUGGCUCAGAGCACCUGGGUACAAAGGUAGAGAGCGUCCAUGUUCUCCCCAGUGAGUCAUCACCGGUUGCCUUUGAGGUCAAGAUUGUGCUCACUGACUUGCUUCAUAAUAAGAAAAAAACGCAUAAAGUCUUUUUGUAACUCUGAAUAACAUUGGCAUUUUUAUAAGCAUUGCAAUCAUACUAUAAGCAUAAAUGCCUCAUUAAAGAAGAGAAGAGUGAAAGGAUGGGUAUUUCUUUAAGGAUAUGAAAUUACGACUCAUUCAUAAAUAAGUGUACAUUUAAGAAAUAUGUCAACUAGGCUUUUCUUAUGGAUGGUGGAUGUACAUUGUUGUAGACUCGGUUUAAUUUCAUGUUCACAUUAAAAUAAACAUGAUUUUAUCAAAGGUC